GUUUCCACCACUUCUACGAACUCAUUUGCUUUCACUUUUUUUUGUUCUUUCGCUACAAUUCACAACCACAAAAAUCCACUUUAUAUACCUCUAGAUUUCUCUUGCCAACACCUCCCUCCCUCCUUCCCUCCCUUUCUCUCUCUCUCUCUAGAUUUCUUGUUUUUGUUCAUCUCCAUGGCCAAUAACUACAGUUUUUUAUGUCUUAUAGGAGCCAUAGAUCGUCUAUGGUUUCGCCAAACCAUUCUUUUCGCUGAGCCAAUUUCAUUAUUUAGUCCCAAAGGUAGUACGAUUGAAGAUCAAACACCUCAGGACUCCAUUGUCACAGAUUCUUUUACUUACCCAUCAUCCACCAUCUCCUUCUUGCCUCAUGCAGAUGAAGAAUUCGAUUUCUCACCACUUUUAUAUGAAGACAACUCAUCAGAUUCACCACAAAUGACCACUCCACAGGAUGAUUCCAAUAAUGAAGAGGAGGAUGACAUGAACUCGAACGAAUUCGUCAACGUGCAGAAGAACAAAACUAGACCAACAAGAUUAAAUAUGUUGGCCAACAGAAUGUUAAUUCGGUCUCAGUCAUCUGAUCACCAAAAACGUCCCCGGAAAAACAGAAGAUGCUCAUCAUCCACAUCAUCACCAGGUUAUGCAACGGCUGCUGCAGCGGCGCAAAAGCUUCAGAAAUCGAUGAGCUGCCGGAGCUUGGGGGAGCUAGAGCUCGAAGAAGUUAAGGGGUUCAUAGACUUAGGGUUCACGUUUAAGAAAGAACACUUGAGUCCAAGAAUGAUGAGUUUAGUACCUGGCUUGCAGAGACUUGGUGUGUCUAAUAGUAAAAAGUUACGGAAUAAAAAUGAUGAUUCUGCUGAAAUUGAAGUACCUAAAGAAGAUAAAGAUGAUGAAAAAGAGGGUGAAGUGAUGAGGCCUUACUUGUCAGAAGCGUGGCUUAUAAAACGGCCAGAUUCGCCCUUGCUAAACCUGCGGUUGCCGAGAGUCUCCGCAGCUGCUGACAUGAAGAAACAUCUGAAGUUUUGGGCUAGAACUGUUGCUUCUGAAAUUCACCAGGAAUCUUAAACUCAUCACUCUCUGUUAUGAUUUGUACUAUUAUGUCGACAGCUUUUGCAAUUGUAAACAGUGUGUUUUUCGGUGGCCGUUAAAAAAAUGUUGCAAUUGUUACUAGCAUAGUGUAUUUCGCUCUAGUUGUAAGUGAGAAGUCUUAGAUUCAAAUAUGAGUUUGAUACUAAAUUAGUGUUGAAUUAUAGUUGUAUAAAAAGAGAUUGUAAUUGUAUAAAGUAGUAAAGAAGUGGAAAAGCAAAGGGUCAGAAAACCUGUUUUCAGUCU
Malus domestica (apple) is the source of this 1329-nucleotide messenger RNA. RefSeq lists its product as uncharacterized. The record is from RefSeq and is a predicted model, not a curated record. Lineage: Eukaryota; Viridiplantae; Streptophyta; Magnoliopsida; Rosales; Rosaceae.